Molecule: messenger RNA, 5768 nt
Organism: Schistosoma margrebowiei
Lineage: Eukaryota; Metazoa; Platyhelminthes; Trematoda; Strigeidida; Schistosomatidae
Source: the annotation of a GenBank genome assembly
AGACAACCUUGCUUUCUGUUUUGUUUAAAACUGGCGUGCUGUUGACUAAGGGCUGGCUUUGAACUUCUUGUAAUGAGUUGUGUAGCGUUGUGAUUAAUGUUAAUUUUACCAGGUUUUUGCUAUUGUGAAUACGCCAACCAGCCAUAUCUGGGAUUAGAUGAUUCGUCUUGGUUCUCCCUAUCCGAUUAUCCUGGGCGUUAUUUUGUUCGUUAAUGCUUACAGAAUCCCAUAGAAGUUUCGUGUGACAGCGUGCAUGUCUCUUAAUCCUGAUCAAUUGGAUCUUGUACCUGAUGAUCUGCUUAAUGAUCAAGUCCAAGUAGAAACGGUUCAUCAAGUUUCAUACAAUAAUAAUAAUCGAAGUAACCUGGAUGCAUUAGGAAUGGCCGCUGGAGUGUCACCUUACGGAACAAAUAACCCAUCUGCAAUGUCUGCAGCAGCAGCAGCAGCUCUUUUAAUACAAGCUGCAGCUGUAAAUGAAUCACCAUCUAAUAAUGUGACUUUUUCUGGAAGACGUUGUUCAACUUCAAGCCUUCUAGAAUCACCACAACCAUCUCCUUUAUCUUCAUCUAUGAUUUCAGUAGCUGCACAACAAGCUGCCUUAGCUGCUGCUCAAGCUAUUGCCAGUCCUCGAUCUCCAUCAGCUAGUUCUAGCACAUCUAAUUUUCAGGCGGCGGUGUUGUCAUUGGCUUUAGCUGCUUCAUCCACAUGUACAACAAUUAGCAAUUCUUCUAGUUCCGAACUUCGUGAAUGCCAACGUUCAUUACUUGGUCAUUCUGCUAUGAAUGAUCUUAUCUCCCUUUCUGAACAACAUCCAAAAUUACUAACUGCACAUUCUACACUAGCAUCUGUGUUUAGAAGACGUUCUUCAACACUUGCUCCUCCAUGUUUCACUAAUGUACUUAAUCCAGUGUGUAUGGAUGUUGCACCUAGGCAUGAAUUAAAAAGUGCUCCCAGUGAGGAACCACAGUUAUUGUCUUUUUUACCUUCAAACGUAACGUCUACUCUUGAUCUGGGAAAUUCUCAGCUCCUCAAUAGUCAGCAAUCAACUCUUCCAGAUUACCCUGAAGGUUUUUCUUUAACCCGUGAGUCAACAUCUAUUUCAACUUCUUUUCUGAACGAUAAUUGUAUCGAACAACGUAAUCGUUCAGAGGAAUCUUAUUUAAUGGAUAUUAAUUCAGAAGGUCCGGCUAAAAUUACACGGCAUUAUUUAUCUACUUUAGAUCCUGAUGAAAACGUAGAUAACUCCCGAAACUCUUCCAGUGUACCACAUAGAGGUUAUGAAGAUCCUAAUUUCCAACCUUUUUACAAAACAUCACCAAAGUAUGAUUCGCAUCUGGUACAUCCAUUGGGUGUUCACCCAUCAUUUAAUAGAAAUUCUAAUAAAUGUAAUACAAGAUAUUUUUCUCCUACACAUACAUCAGUUUCAAGUGAACUUGCAUUGGCCACAUGUCCUCCAACUUCACCACUAAGUUGUUCCUCAUUAUCUAAUUCAGCAACUCCCCAAUUGAAUAUUUCUCCAUUAAAUGUUGAAUGUAGAGUUAAGAAUACACCAAUGGAUGAUUUGAGUGGAGCUACUUCCAGAUCAUCGGUUUCCUGCAGGUCAUUAAGAACUAACUGUGGGACAGAGUGUGAUUUUAAAACUGAUGAACCAAACCGUAAACGCGAACAACGUCUUUUAAAAAACAGAGAAGCUGCAAGGGAAUGUCGUAGAAAAAAGAAAGAAUAUGUAAAGUGUCUAGAAGCUCGAGUUAGUCUUUUAGAAAGUCAAAAUCAACAGCUAAUUGAAGAGCUUCAAAAAGUUAAAGCGCUUUGCUUUAAGGAGUUAUGCGGUUUAGGAUUAAAUAGUUCCACAGCUGCAUGCGCCGCAGCUGUUUUAGCUGCUGUGACCUCAGUGUCUGCUAACUAUUCAGGUUCAGAUGCUGCAGAUGCUUCUGGAUUAGAUUCAACUGCCCGGUUUUCUUCAGAAUCUGAUCGUAAUAUAUGUGAAAGAUCCACUGAAGUGCAUCAUAUGGCUUCUGAAUUCGGAGAAGAAGUACAACAACUUCAUGAUUGUCCACGCUCAACUCGUCAACGCAGACGUUCUGUGUUCACUGCACCUAAACUAUCACCGUAUUCAAAUCAGGCUACAUGGUUAAGCCCGUAUUCCUUGAAGUGUUCCGAACCCUCUUCAAAUGUGACUUGUGGUACCAAUCACGUAAAUCGUUCUUCUUUUGAUGAAUCGUCAUCACACUCAUGUGUACCACAAUUGCACGACACAAAAGGUGACUGCGCAAAUAACCCUGUUACCAUUUCCUAUACGUCUCCGGUUAAUCCAGAUACAAUUAGUCCUCAUUCAGGUGAACAUUUACAACUUCAUUGCACUGAAUCGCACUCACUUUUAGUAGAAAGUAAAGUGGACAGUAAUCGAUUACCACAGGAUUCAACAAAUGAAAUGUCUAGUGAGUUACAAAGUUGGAAAUCACCCCAGUACCAUAACUGUGGUAAUCCCUACCAACAUCCUCGGUACGCGGCAAAAAGAGCUUAUCGCAAUGUGAUAUUUAAUUCUUCCAAUACAAGUAGCGAGUCUGAAAAAAAAACAGAUCCCGUUGAUGAUAAACGUCUUUGUGAACCAGGGGCUAACGUCGAUGCUGUGACUGGUGCUGCAGUGAUUUUAGCUGCUGCAGCUGCUAUGGUGGCAGAAUCUGAAUCUUCUGCACCGGAAUCUAGACUGUCCGUCUAAACAUCCAUAUAUAUAUAUAUAUAUAAUGUUUAGCAGAUCAUAUUACUUAUGAACAUCUACCUGCGUCUUUCUCAACGAAUAGGUUCCAAUAAGUAAAUUUUUAAGUGAUUAUCUUUUGAAAUAUUCUAGGAGCAGCAAAUAAUAGUUUCUUGAACUGUUAAUUUCUGAAGCCAUUGAAACUACUGAAUUUAUGCUUUUUCUGCGUUCACUGUCUUCCUUUAAUUUGCCUUUCUUACUUUAUAUGGUCUGCUUUUCCUACUAUGCAAGCUUUCCAAAUUGUGAAAAAUCAUUCCCCCGGCUGACUGAUUCUUGUUAACUUUUUGUGAGACAUAAACUUAUUUAUUCUCUGGAAUGUAACAUCAUCGUUAGUUGUUGAAAAAUUCAUUUGUGCCGUUCGCUUUUUCUUCUUUCAUCAUAAAAAAGACUACAUCACAAAUCCAGAUUCUGUAAUCAUGUAUAUUUUGCAAACUCUACUCACCCUCACCCCGUCUAUUUCUAUUAUAAACAGUCACAUUGAAAGAUAUAGAGUUAUUUCUUACUUGUUUCGUUGUUAUAUUCUCAAGCGCCUGUGCAUCAUUUCUUUUGUCAUCCUUUUUCAUAUAUUUGUUUACUUCAGGUGUAGCAUCUCGAUGUCUUUCGUAUCACUUGUUAUUUUUUCUUAAUUCAUUUCUUGCUUCAAGAAGUUCUGUUUGGUUGAUAAUUUGCUGGCUAUGAUUGUAGUGUAGUCUAUGCACCACAUUUCCUUGUCUCGUCAUCUUUCUGUCCUAGCGCCCACGGUGUGUUUACGUGUCUGUGUACGUGUACAUAUAGCUGUAGUUAGACAGUUUUUAUUAUCCGGUUUUUUUUAAUUCAAUUCUGCUUUCAUUUUUAUCAAAAGCGCCAUUUUCGUCACCACUAAAAAUUCUUUUUUUCACAUACAUUGCUUUUGUGAGUACAUAUUUUAUUAAGAUUUUCAUAUAUAGGCUAGUUAAAAAUUGACGUUAGCAUAAUAUUUGAAGUUUGACAAAUCUCGUAUUUAUUAAUUUCACUUCCUAGAUUUUUCUGAUUUCUGUUGAAUUCAUCAGACCCGAAAUUUGGUUUAUUAUAUGGGGAAAUAGUUCACCAAGUUUAUUAUGUAACUUCAAUAAUCCUUGCAUGCUAAUUUCUAAAGGGUCGUUCAAAUUUAUAAUGUACGUUUUAAGGGAAUGUGAUCAGCUACCAUUUCGACAGCUGUUUGUUAUUAUUGUUAUUAUAAUCAAUUAUUACUAGAUAUUCACGAAGUCAAUCCCUUGACUGUAAAGACCAGUCAUGCAGUUGAGAAAAAUGAAGUAAUGCUAUUAAUAAUUACCAUUCAUCCUUGAGUAACUGUCACAUCCCUUCCGUACAUUGCGAUGAAUUCAGUUUAGUGAAUUUUAACAUUAACAUUUGCUUACCAUGCCCUAAUGCGAAUCGUCGUUCGGUAGCAAUUCACUAAAAGUCGCCAAGAUUUAUAUGUGAGUGAUUGGAAAAGUAGAAAAAGUUUCUUACAGAACAUUUGCACACGAUUUAUCCGUACUUGAGUUCAAACUUCACUAUACUAGAUUGAUCACAUAAUAUGCUUAUCUUCUAAGCUCUAAUAAAUUCCGAUAUCCAAACAUAUAUAUAAGGAUGUUGGAACGCAGCUGAAGUUUCUGUUAAGGUUUACACAUUCACUCUUUGAAUUUACGAAUAAGAAACUAAUAUGCAGAAUGUUUCUUUAUCCAAAAAAGAACGAAAUAUCGCCAGGUUUUAUAAUGGUGUAACCAUUAUACAGAGAAAAAUCUCAGAACUUUAUAUUUUGGUGCAACGAAAACAUGAUCACUGUAGAUAAAAAUGUAUAUAUCCUGUUUUUGUUUUGUUCUUUGCAAUGUGAGAAAUGUUUUGGAUAAACAUUCUUUUUUAUUAUUUUGCUAAAAAAUAACAGUUGGAAGGCAUAUUUUUCGAUGUGUAAUGUUUUCCUCAAAAUUGCGUAGGCAACCAGCCUUUUUCAUAUAUAUUUAUGGUUAGUGAGAUAUAUGAUUGUUUUUGACUUGACCAACUUCUUACCAUCUAAUAAAAAUAUUUUUCGUAACGAAUUAUUCUAAGUGAUAAUACUGCACACAUUUCUGUCUGUAUAGACAAGCGGUUCUUGUUCAUUCGCGUCUUCUAAACAUUUCUGUAACAAUAUAAAUUAACCUUAUUUAUCAUCCGAAAUUGUUUCCAGUAUAAUUCUACAAUCAUACCUGUAAAAGAUUUACUUAAAUUCCUAUUAAGCAUCACAUCUUUGUGGUUAUUUGAUUCUAAAUUAAAAUUAUACAAUCUAAACUUAGAUCUUACGUAGCUUCGUACUUACAAAUUGCCAAAAACCGUACCAACUUUCCUCAUAGUAAACCAGUGCCUACUGACUAUGCAUAGGCAAUGAAGUACAUAUACAAUGAAUGUUAGUUGCACAGUAUUAUGAAAUGACUGAAGCUAGGAGAGUGAACUAAUGGUAUUUCAACUUGGUUGUCUGUAGGUUAAGGGCUCGUGGCAAAACCUGAUGAUCAUGUAUUCAAUCCUUCAAGAGAUCGUGAAUCCGCAUUGAUAAGAACUCAUAUUGGGACGAAAUAUCUGUUCUUUACUUCCUUGUAUCCCAUUUUUGUCUUAUUGGACUAAAUCUGUGAUGUAAAACUUCAUAAAAUACUAACGGAAAGAUAUUUUGCAUUUGGAAAUAUUAGUAGCUGUAAAUGUAGUUUGAUCGAAUUCACCAUUGAUCUUCCAGGGAUUACUUCUGACGUAAUCAUCAGUGAGAAAUUAAUGCAGAAAUUCCAAUAACGAUCUCGUCAUAUUUUUUUCUCAGUAGGAGCUAAUAACGAUAACGAAAUAGUUAUCCUCACAUUCUACUUUAAUAAUAAGUGUAGCUGAAAUCGUUUAUCAAGUAAAGAUAACUUCCAAAUAGCUAUAGAUUUUUAAAAUUAAUAUUUUUUAUGCGAGUAAAUAAAAUGUCUGGUUAAUAGUGACAUUCAAUCGCCUUCUUAGUUCUGUCAUCUUUGUCUUUUCAUAUUUAAAAAAGAUGUACAAUAAUAGCGUCGGC